GUCAACAACUGGAUUCCAGCUAUUUGUAUUUUCGUCAACUAGCUCUGCUAGCUUGCUAACGAUGAUUCACUACGACCGUAAAGAAACAUCUUAACCCUUAUUAAUGGGUAUUUAUUGGAUUUCGUUCGUUUACAAAACACUCUAUCGAUAGCUUGUGCCGAUGUGUAGCCAAUGCAAGCCAAAGGACCGUCGAGAGCGGAGAGUUCGCACUGCAUACCGUCCUUUAGCCGCCUCUAAAACCAGCUAACACGGCUAACAACGUAGGUUAGCUGGCUGGCUGACAGCUGGUCCGGUUAGCUACGUGCCGUUGACAGUAGCAAAGAUUAAUUCCCUGAAACAAUGAGUUGUCUCUGACAUUGAGAGGACUGAGGCCCAGUUGGUUGUCACAUUGGAGUAACCAGAGCCCAUAACUAGGAAGGUGGGUCUUGGUUAACUCUACGGUGGUGACAUCGAAGAACAGUGGGUGAACCGUAAGUCUACUUGCCGAUGCACCCCUAGUUUUGACCUGCAAGAGCUGCCAAUAUGAUGCCGAUGAUCCUGACGGUGUACCUCAGCGAUGGGGAGCAGGCCCUGACUGAGGUGCCCAUCACUCCUGAGACGACAUGCCGCGAUGUUGUCGAGUUCUGCAAAGAACCCGGUGAGAGUGGCUGCCACCUGGCUGAGGUCUGGAGAGGCAACGAGCGAGCAAUCCCCUUCGAACAUAUGAUGUAUGAACAUCUGCAGAAAUGGGGACCUCGGAAACAAGAAGUGAAGUUCUUCCUUCGGCACGAAGACUCACCGACUGAGAGUAGUGAUCAAGGGAGUCAGCAGUCUCAGGAUCAGACGAGUCGCAGAAGUGGAAACACUGGAGAGAAGCACAAUGAGAAUGGGGUGGGGAAUCAGCGUGUGGAGCUCACGCUGUCAGAGCUGCAGGAGAUGGCGACCCGGCAGCAGCAGCAAAUUGAGGCUCAGCAGCAGAUGCUCGUUGCAAAGGAGCAACGUUUACGUUACCUGAAGCAGCAAGAGCGGCGUCAGCAGCAAACCGUCUCAGAGAGCGAGAAGCUGCAGAGGCUGAAGGAGCGUGUGGAGAGCCAGGAGACAAAGCUCAAGAAGAUUCGGGCAAUGAGAGGCCAGGUGGACUACAGCAAGGUCAUCAAUGGCAACCUGUCGGCAGAGAUCGAGCAAGUUAGCAGCUUGUUCCAAGAGAAGCAGGCUGAGCUACAGGCUGCAGUGCUGAGGGUGGAGCAGCUCAGCUUGCAGCUGGAGGAUCUGCGGAGAGGGAAGCUCAACGGCAUUCAGACCAACCUGGGUGGCCAAGUUACCGGCGCUGCAGCCCUAGAGCUUCGUAAACUCUACCAGGAGCUGCAGAUUCGGAACAAGCUAAACCAAGAGCAGAACAGCAAGCUGCAGCAGCAGAAGGAGCUUCUCAACAAGCGAAACAUGGAGGUGACGCUGAUGGACAAGCGCAUCAGUGAGCUGCGGGAACGCCUCUACAAGAAAAAAGCUGAGGCACGUCAAAAAGAGAACCUUCCUCUGAACAGAGCCAAUGGGCCUCCGUCUCCCCAGCCGGCUCCUGGCACUCUAGGCCGUGUUGCUGCUGUUGGGCCAUAUAUCCAAGUCCCAGUGGGGGGCCGACAGGAGGGAGGGUACACCCUGCCACCUGAUCCACUGAAACCUCAAACUCUGGGCGUCAAUAACCAAGCCAACCAUGGCCGCAUUAAGUCAGACGGUGUGCGAAAGCCUCCCGGCCCUUGGAAGGUGUCUGAUUUAGACAUCGUUGUGGACCCGGUACCCCCGUCCCUUCCAGAAUCACACCCGGGCACCGGAGCCUCCACUGGCUCUGACGGCACGUCCCCUGAUAUUGGCUGGCCUACUCUAGGAAAGACCAGCACAUCUUUAAAGCCUCCUGAGAGACGAGACUCAGGGUCCGAUUCACAGGGCAAAAGCCCGCCCUCAGGCUCCCCUGUUGCACCAAGUGCAGAUAAGGUGCUAGACUCCAAAAUGGUUGUGUCCUCUCCUGCCAUAUCCAAGCCCCAGCCGCCUCCCUACGGCUCUCACCUCACCUCUGCAAACUCGGCCAGCUCCUUGGAGCGUCGCAAGGAUGCACCACCUCUCCCUCGUCCCCUCCCGAACCCUCCAGCUCCUGCUUGGCCUCGAAUCCCCCCUUCAACGGGCUCGUCCUCUCAGCAGAUCCAGCAGCGGAUCUCCGUACCACCUAGCCCUACCUUCCAGCCCAAUGCACCUCUGUUCCCUCCUGGACUGAGUGAGCGACUGGAUCCCCCACCAGCUGUGGCAGUGCGCCCCUUCAUCCCAGACAGAGGGUCGCGGCCUCAGUCGCCUCGAAAGGGCCCACCUACAAUGAACUCCAGCUCCAUCUAUCACAUGUAUCUCCAGCAGGCAGCGCCAAAGGGCCAGCCACUCAAGUCUGCUCCAAAAGCAGUAUAUGGGAAGCCAGUGCUCCCCUCAAGCUCCACUCCCCCCUCCCCCCUGCCUUUUGCCCAGACGGGAGGCGCCUUCCCACUACUUCAAGGCCAUCCUGGUGGUGAGGACACUUUGGACGGAGAGUUUGAUGAUCACGAGUUCUUCCAACACUCGGAGCCCUUAGCUCCUCCUCCCAGUGUGGAGAAUAUUCCACGACCGCUCAGCCCUACCAAGCUUACGCCUAUGGUACACUCCCCACUGCGCUACCAAAGUGACGCGGACCUUGAGGUGCUCCGCAAAAAACUGGCUAAUGCUCCCAGACCACUUAAGAAGCGCAGCUCCAUCACCGAGCCAGAGGGGCCCAGUGGACCCAACAUCCAGAAACUUCUCUACCAGAGAUUCAACACUCUCGCUGGAGGCAUAGAAGGAAAUGGAGUCAGUGGAUCAGGAGGUGGUAAUGGUGCAGGUAACGGAACGCCAUUUUAUCAGCCAAGCCAUCCUCCUGGUUAUGUGGGCGGAGACUCUGUGGCUGAUACAGACAAUGGCAACCUCCCGUCUGAGACACAGCUACCCCCACCACCAGGGGAGGAGGAGCUCGGCUCUGAUGCGCCAUCUACUGACGCUAACGAUAACGAGCCGCCACCCUCGCCGCAGGAGGGAUUGGAGGAUGCUGAUGAUGCAGAGGCACCAGAGGAUGACAACAACAACAACAUGGGGAGCUCUGAGGCGCUGCUGCCUAGCCCUGUGCCAGAGGUUACAACGCCAGAGGAGAGUGGCACGUCGGCCUCACAGCACCUGGAGAAACGCACAAAUUUGAAGAAACCAAACUCAGAACGUACUGGCCACGGCUUCAGAGUGAAAUUCAACCCUCUGGCCCUCCUUCUGGAUGCUUCUUUAGAGGGAGAGUUUGACCUCGUCCAGAGGAUCAUCUAUGAGGUGGAGAAUCCUAGCACUCCUAAUGAUGAGGGCAUUACACCUCUGCAUAAUGCAGUAUGUGCGGGGCACCACCACAUAGUCAAGUUCCUGCUGGACUUUGGUGUGAACGUCAAUGCUGCAGACAGUGACGGAUGGACUCCACUACACUGCGCUGCCUCCUGCAACAGUGUUCAUCUCUGCAAGUUACUGGUUGAGUCAGGGGCGGCCAUCUUUGCCAGCACCAUCAGUGAUGUAGAGACUGCUGCAGAUAAGUGCGAAGAAAUGGAAGAGGGCUACAUCCAAUGUUCACAAUUUCUAUAUGGUGUUCAGGAGAAGUUAGGUGUAAUGAACAAAGGCACUGUGUAUGCUCUGUGGGAUUACACGCCUCAGAACCCAGACGAGCUGACCUUCAGUGAAGGGGACGCCAUCACGAUCCUGAGACGACAAGACGACAGCGAAACAGAGUGGUGGUGGGGGCGACUAGAGGACAACGAGGGCUAUGUGCCACGCAACCUGCUGGGGUUGUGUCCAAGGAUCAAGCCUCGCCAGCGCUCCCUGGCGUAGUGUCUCACUCCUCCAGCCUCUGGCUAACAGCUGAACUAGGAACAAAUUAAAGAGCAGAGAACAAAAGAGCCUGGUGCUCGGUCUUCUCCCCACGGCCAUAACCUCCCCUCUCCUGCCCACUGUGCUUCUCACACAAUCCUUUUUCUCUGAAGCACUGAACUCUGACACACAUAUUAACAUCUCCACACAUGUACACGCACAUACAGAAGACGACACAAGCACUCCAAAUGGGAAAAAAUCUCUUUGCAAACCCUUCCCCCACCCUGAACUCACACACCUUAAAACCUCUCUCUCUGUCAUCGUCCUGAGUUUAUUUUACCCCCUUUAAGUGUGAGCUCUGUAUCAGAUGACUAAAAAUAAAACGCUAACCCUGACUCAGUAUUUCAGUGUUCACACUUCUUCAGCAAUUCUUCUAAUGAGUUCAUUGGCACUUGUUCAAGGCGACUGAUAAAAUCAUCUCAGAGGUGAGAAGAUGUGGAUUUUUCUUGGUUAUAUGUUAUAAAAGUUACAGGACAUAACAUGUUUAUUUGUAUGACACCAAUACAGUCCACUAAUGCAGAGAAAAUAUGUUUGAUUUUGCUUUUAGUCUAACCACCAAAGAGAUUUAACACUUUGAAUUCUAACACUCGCAGUGAGCUUGCACUACUGUUGAGGAUGAAGAUAAAUGACCGAGCUGCGAUCAAAGAUGAUUAACAACCACUGAGAACAGAGGAAAAGUCUUUUUAGGUAUUCUGAAGCAGGAAAAUGAUUUAGAUAGAUCAUUUCAGGUGGAAAACAUUUCAGUCCUCAGUAUUACCUUCACUGGCUAGUCAGAAUGAAUCCAACCAGAGUAAGAGUUAAAAAAAUCUUUAAACUUCUACCAUUUUAAGCGACAACACAGACAGUUAAUCCGUUUUUACAAGUGUGUCAAUAGUUUGAAUGAUUUCUGAUUCAGAUUUUCCAAGAAAUUAGCAGCUGUUGUACUGCAGUUCAUAAGAUCCAGUUUAAUGAGCAGUAUUUUUGCUUUACCAAAAAGUAAAAGUUGCCAAAUUCAAAAGCUACGUGCGUACUUCAAAGGUUAAAGAUCUCUUACAGGAAUGACAGGAAGUGUUCACUGGAAAAAAGUUCUGUUUUUGACUCCACUGUGGUGUAGCUGAAAAAAUCAGGUCCACAAAAACAUAAAGAUGUCAGUUCUUUAUGGUGUGUUAGUUUGUCUUUUUUCUUUAUUAUUGAACAAAUCUCUUUUUUUAUGAUGUGUUUUGUUUAAAGGCAUUUAUAUUAACGUCACUUCAGAGAUGUAUUAUUUUUCUGAGGUCAUUGUUCAAGCUUUUUUUUUUUUUUUUGAGUUACAGUUGUUAACAUGAAGGCAUGCAAGCCGUAUCUCUGAAUGAAAUAGUGAUCUUUUACAUAUUUAAUGAUAUUUUAAUAACCUUUACUUUUUCCCUGCUAUAUCCCAGAGUAGUUUCUGGUCGUGUAACUGUGGUUUUCUUUUUGUCUGGCUGUGAAACUCAAAAAAAUAUUGAUCUCAGGACCGGCAUGGUGCUGCUCACACUGUUAAAACCAGCCAUCAUAUUUGUAUUUUGACAUCCCUUUUGUUUGAGCAUUAAACCAAGCAAAAAAACACAGUCCAAACUUUAAAAAGAAAGCCAUUGGCAUGUUUAAUUGAAAGAGAAAGUGAGAGUCUGAAAUGCAGAUGUUUAAAUGAGCUCCAGACAAUCCUGAUAAUGCCCAGUUUUCUUUCUUCUUCUGCCCCUUUUAUCAGGUAUACACCUUUCCAGAAACACUAAUACAUGUGUUAUCUGUCGCAUUAUUUAACAUCUAGAGACCCUUAUCUUACUCUGAACCUUGAGUGACUGAGAGUAAUGCCAAGUGUGCUUGUGGCCAAGGCUUUAAUAUGGCUUAACUUGUACAUAUAGAGUGAGGAGAUAUGGAUUAUGUCUGUUUGCUGUACGGACAAGUGCGCUUUCUGUAUAAACGCUGUAUUCACACAUUCAAUUCUGUAAAUGUGAACAAUAAAACAGAGGCUCUGGCAUGAAGAAUGACUUACAGUGUUAUAAUUCAAAUACUGGAGUGUAAAUAAAAGGUUUUAACAUCA
Messenger RNA from Cheilinus undulatus (humphead wrasse), 5953 nucleotides. It is a transcript of the gene ppp1r13bb, whose product is annotated as protein phosphatase 1, regulatory subunit 13Bb. Gene Ontology annotation, cellular component: nucleus. Gene Ontology annotation, biological process: regulation of apoptotic process. The transcript is spliced from 19 exons. Gene Ontology annotation, molecular function: p53 binding. The coding region runs from base 523 to 3879 and encodes 1118 amino acids. Lineage: Eukaryota; Metazoa; Chordata; Actinopteri; Labriformes; Labridae. The record is from RefSeq and is a predicted model, not a curated record.